Messenger RNA from Drosophila ananassae, 2326 nucleotides. RefSeq names its product protein halfway (gene hfw). Gene Ontology annotation, molecular function: protein binding. The coding region runs from base 199 to 1983 and encodes 594 amino acids. Lineage: Eukaryota; Metazoa; Arthropoda; Insecta; Diptera; Drosophilidae. The transcript has 4 exons. The record is from RefSeq and is a predicted model, not a curated record.
CUUGUUUUCUCGUUAUUUCCCUGGGAAGUAAUAACGGUACUACUCUUCGCCUGGGAUGUGCGCAAAUCAUUUAAAUGAAAAAGGAAGUCUGAUUCCUGGGCCAUCUAUUUGUUUCGAAGCGACCAAAGUCCUAGUAAUUGAUUAAUUAAAGUCUCCUCUUAAUUUAAACGCAGUUGGGUGGCCAGCGGUUAAGCCAGAAUGAUGUUUUCCCGCAAACACGGCGCCGCCUGGGUCUUUAUUCCGCUCCUGCUGCUUGCUUGUCCAGCGAAGGCUAUGCCACAGCUGGGAGAUCCGAUUUUGGGAGCUCCGGAGGACAGCAGCUACUCCACAUCGGCAGCUCCAGAGCCGGCUGCGGAGAUUCCCGCCAGCAGCUCCGAGAACACGCGACUCCCCACCACCGAGAGCAGUGUGAUGACCCCAACGGCGGCGGUUACCAGCUAUCCGAGCAGCACCACCACUAGCACCUCUACGAGUAGCAGCACCACCUCCACCACUACGACUAGCACGACCAGCUCCACCUCCACCACCCCGGCAGUGCCAGAACCACCCGCUGCCCCCGAACAGCCCGAGUAUCUGAAGCACUGUUUCUACGCGGAGGAGUCCCUGUGCCAGGAGAGCCACAACCAGGAGGAUGAGGCCCGGCCAGACGACGAGCAGGCGGCGGAGCAGGCACAGAACUCCCUCAACACCUGCCACUGCAAGGAGCAUCCGUUUAAGCCCAACUCCUGGUACUGCUGCAACAUCACCCAGAUGACGAUGAUCUCCAGCUGCUCCAGCAAGUCCAAGUGGAUCAACUUGCACGUCCGCAACAUGACCCUGGAGAGCGUGGACUUUUCCAAUCCCAUCUUCCGCUCCCUCCAAUCGCUGGCCAUAACGGACGGCAAUAUAACGCGACUGCUGGGCGCCUUUCCCCGGAUGUCGGCCCUCAAGUGCCUCAACAUCUCGAACAACAACAUCACCGACAUCCCAGCGCGGGCGGUGAAGGAUGUGCCCCACCUGGAGUUCUUUGGGAUGUCGCACAACAAUCUCUCGGUGGUGCCGCAUCGGAAUCAGAACAAGAACAUCACCCUGGACAUCAGCGGCAAUAUGCGGAUGCUCUGCAAUCCGUUGAACGAACUGAUCUACAACGAGUCCAUCAACUUUGUGAAUCCCGAGCAUUCCUACUGCCAGUACAACGCCACCCGCCAGUGGUUCCAGUCCACGGAUAAGGUGUCCGUGGAGCAGCUAGAGAACCGGAAACGUUGCCUGACCAACUGCCCCAGUAUACCGAAUCAUGGGAACUGCCGGUGCAAGCUGGAGAACAUCAUGAUAAUCCAGGACAAUCAGUCGAAGCCGCAGUGCCAUGUCGACUGCUCGAAUCUGAAUCUGGUGGAGCUGCCGCAGCGCCUGCCGGACAACACCUUCGUCCUGAAUAUCACCAACAACCGGAUCACCAGCCUGGGCGAUCACUUCCAGACCAAUCCAACCUACCACAACAUCAACCGACUGGUGGCCGACAACAAUCAGAUCUCGUCCAUGUACGAGUUCGAGGGCACCAAGUUCAUCGAGACCUUCCAGCGCAUCUACAUGCGGAACAACUCGCUGAGCAAGAUACCGGAAUACUUCCUCAACAACGCCCUGAUGGACUCGGGAUUGGGACGACGCAUCUACUUGGCGGGCAAUCGCCUCCAGUGCGACUGCAACUCGGCCAAGACGCUCCAGAACUGGCUGAAGGAGCGCAGCUCGGACAUACCCGACUACAUGGAGAUCCGGUGCCGGAAUACGGCCCAGAGUGUCAUCGAACUGCAGGAGGCGAAGCUCUGCCAAUCCCCUCCAGACUGGACGGACUACAUCUACUAUCUGAUAGCGGCUGAGGUGAUCCUUCUGCUGGCCCUGAUCGCCAAGGUGUCUUACGACUAUUGGGUAUUCAAGACGGCCGGAUAUCUGCCGUGGCCGGCCAGCAAGAUGCCCAAGUUGCCCUGCGACUGGCUCUGCGAGUCUUGAAACUGAGCGAGAUGGUUAGAGUUUAGAGUGGGAUGGAGGGAUGGAGGAGCCAGAGAUAGUUGAGACAUGACAGAAGGCAUUAUCCUUCAAAUAUCCUCCGUUCAGCGGAUCAAUGUGCCUUUUCAACACGAUUUUUGUUGUUUUUAGUCGUUUAGAGUUAAGAACCAAAUGCCUAUAUAUGUUGUUCGAUGUUGUGGGUGCAUCUGGGAAUAUACAGACUUGAUUUUAUUUUAUUUAGGUAGACAAUGUACGAUUCUAAUUAAAUAGAUCUAUAAUAUUAUGAAUGUUUAUGAUGACAAUUUUUUUUUUUAAAGAAAAGCUAUUAAAAGAAACUCGAAAGUAA